This is a messenger RNA of Aspergillus saccharolyticus JOP 1030-1, 5737 nucleotides long. RefSeq names its product snoRNA-binding rRNA-processing protein UTP10 (gene utp10). Gene Ontology annotation, molecular function: snoRNA binding. The record is from RefSeq and is a predicted model, not a curated record. Lineage: Eukaryota; Fungi; Ascomycota; Eurotiomycetes; Eurotiales; Aspergillaceae. The transcript is spliced from 5 exons. Gene Ontology annotation, biological process: maturation of SSU-rRNA from tricistronic rRNA transcript (SSU-rRNA, 5.8S rRNA, LSU-rRNA); positive regulation of transcription by RNA polymerase I. Gene Ontology annotation, cellular component: 90S preribosome; small-subunit processome; t-UTP complex. Bases 145 to 5547 code for a protein of 1800 amino acids.
CUGAAUCCCAUCGGCGCCGGGGAAAUUCUGCCCGCCAAAUUCACUACAACCCGUGUCGAAAUUCACAGGUGGCGCUCGUUGAGGGAUGGGUGUUUGGUGCAGUUGUUGAUCAACCUAGAAAAUACGGAAUAAGAUUCACUCAACAUGGCUUCAUCUCUCGCCGCGCAGCUCGCGCAGGUUGCGGCAAAGUCGACCAACCAGUUGGAUCUCAAGGCUCAGCGCAUUUCGCAUUCGCACUCCCUACUCUAUGACCGGAGAGUCGCUACUUCCCAAGACUUUGACACCAUUUACUCGAAAUGCUACAUUGGGUUCAAGGAGCUAUGCCAACUCGACCCUCGAUUCUCCCCGUUCGAGCGCACGAUCUUCAGCCAACAGAGCAUGUCGGAAGACCGCACGGAGAUGACUGCUGCUCAGAACAAGGACCUUAACGCCGUUUUGGAGGCAUUCUUGGCCUUGGUUGGAGGCAGGCUUAUGUUAAGGCCUGCUGUAGAAGCCGUUGACUGGCUUAUCAGACGCUUUCGAGUCCACGAGUACAAUACCGAAUUUACCAUCCUUACAUUCCUGCCAUACUACAAUACGCCCCUCUUCCUGAGACUCCUAUCGAUCUUGCCCGAAGAUCUGACGCCGACCUUCAAAAUCCUGAACCCGUACAAGAAGAGCAACAUCAACCCCCCACGUCAUCCUCUUCUGCACAGCGCUACAACCAAUAAGCUGUUUUUCGCCGCUCUCAAUAGAUAUACCCUUCAGGUUAGCAGGCAGCGGGCGCAUCAUCACGCGCUUCUAUCGUUUUGGGCCGGAAUGAUCACGGAAGCGACUGCUGGAAUGCUGAACUCCUCGCGCACUGGUCGGAGAGAUAUCGAAAAAGAGAAGCACGAGGAUGUCAUACUCAAGGUGCUUCCGGUUCUGAAUGACGGUCUGGGACUCAAGGACGUUUCGGAGCUGGUCAUUGGCUGCUACAUGGUUUGCGUCGUUCUGGCCACCAAGGCUUCGCUAAACGAAGAAUUCCUUGAUUCUCUCAUGGAGGCUGUUGCGGGCUCUUGGACGGAAGAAACCAGAGAAUCAGGUCUCAUCUGUUUGUCUGUCCUAGCACAACACAAGCCUGACACGACAAUUCCCAAGAAAGCCUUCAAGGCACUGCUCCGUUUGGAGGAUCCCGUACAGCGGCUGGCCGAGCUUUCCGCUCAAUACAAGACUUCCCACCUGAUUCUUGGUCUGGUCGCCGGCUGCGUCAACGAUCUCUCCAGACAAAAGAAUUUGGCACGCCUGGAGCUCCUCUCUGAGAUCUUCAAUGCUCGUCUUCUUGAAGAAUCGGACACGGCCAAGGCUAUGUCCCUGAUUCUUCACGCCACUAGCAAUGCGCAUCGGGAGGGUACUUUGGCUCUCGACGCUCAGACUCAACUUGCGGAGCUCGUGCAGCACUUCAGUCAGUCUGACUCCCUGCGACCGAUUUUCCAGAAGACUAUCGAAGAGGCCCAACUCGAUAUGGCUGCGCUGGAACACAACCUCCAAAUCGUCAUUGAAUCUGCACCUGCGCCCAAGGCUAUUGAGGAUGUGGAGAUGGGGGAUGUUGAAGUUGAAAAGGCAGAAGAUCGGUUCCCAUCUGCCCUCGAAUCUCUGGAUGGAAAGAGCUUGGAGGUCUCGGCUCUUAGUGCACAAACACUCCCUGUUUUCGAAAGCCUUGUGCAAGUGUUUGCUCUAGGAGUUGGCUCUGAUGAAAAGCUGGAGUCCUUCGGCAGCUUGCCGUUGUUGAAAAAAACCGAUGCCUUCAAAUCACCACAGUACCUGUCGUUUUUGACGAGAGUAUUAACUGGAUUCUACCCUACUGGUACUAGAGUUGCUGCGUUGAAGCUGAUCUCUUCAUUGUUGUCCUUCGCACCUUCUGACGUCGAUCUUCAAGCUCUGCUGCCCUUCCUACUGGUAGCACUUGCUGAUCCAACUGAGCGGGUUCGACGCGAAGCGACGGACGUUCUGGCAGCACUCAGUAGCCUUUACAAGAAGAAUAAGAAGGUCGAUAUCAAGCCCUGGGCCAACGAAACAUUGUAUGGCCAGCAAACCAAGAAUGUAAAGUGGAUGGCCAGUCGUGAUGCACAGAAGCUCGUGGAGCGUGUCCUCAUUCCCGGCUUAGAGGAAUAUAUUCUCGACCAGGCUCAUAUUGGUCGCGUUCUCGAAGCCACUUUGCGGGGCGUGUCCACAUCCGAUUCCACGGCAACUGAACUCAAGAAGUCACUUCGACUCAGUAUCUUCACCUUCUUGUGCUCUCAUGCUGUUUCUAUGCCUCUUCUUGCUCCCAAGCUGGGAUUGCUGAAGCUUCUAAACAGAAUCGAUAAGGCAGGUGGCACAACCCGCACGAAGGAACUCGAGCCCCUUCUGAAAUCUUGGCGAGAGCUCGACCAGCUGAAAGUCGAGGAGAUUUGUGACAAGGAACGCGUUUCCGUGGCUGAGAUGGAAAAGCAGGUCGUUAUGACAGUUACACCGAAGGAGAAGGAUGCGAUCAUUGUGCUCCUGUCGAAUGUGAGCCCUUAUUCGACUGGCCUCAGACCUUCUUUUGUUGCUUCUAUCUUCAGCCGCAUGAAGGAUAUUUGGGCGUUGGUGCCUGAAGACCGACAAAUCGAGGCUUCAGAGAAGCUGUUUGUCAUCUCGCUCGAGGAGCCGAAUUCUCCACUCGUCAGUGGAUGCAGAGAUGUCCUGCGCAGCGUGCCACUGACCGGAUCCGUGCUUCAAUUCUUCCUGCAGAAGAUCCCUGUCUCCAUUACUGACAUGGAAUCUGCCGGUCCGGCACCGAAGAGGAGACGCACCAGUCAGACUAACAUGGUUGCGAUGACUGUUAAAGAUGAAGCUCAACUCAGCAAGUUAAUGGAGAAGACGACGUUCAUUUUGGAGCUGGUGGACAGCUCGAACCCUGAAUCCCACCCCGAACUAGCUGACGGACUCUUCCAGACACUGGCAGCUCUUCAUCAUUUCAAAUCACAGAUUCAGUCCGGAAUGAGUUACUUGCUCAGCUUGACGCUCGGCAGCCUUUUGGCUAUUGUUAACAAGUCGAAGCAAACAGCUAAGGCUCAAUUUGACACUUCAGUCAUUCGAGCUGAUCUUGUUGUUGAUUGUGUCCGUACGACGGACAGUCCUCAAGUGCAAAACGCAGCACUAUUGCUCGUUGCUGGCCUGUCAAUCAUUGCCCCUGAAUUAGUGCUGCACAGCGUCAUGCCUAUUUUCACUUUCAUGGGCUCUAGCGUGCUCCGUAAGGACGAUGAUUACUCCGUGUCUGUUAUCGAUCAGACUAUCGAUCAAGUUGUUCCGGCUCUUAUCCAGUCUCUUCGCAAUCAAAAGCGCGACGUGGUCUCUGGAACCUCCGAGUUGUUGCUUAGUUUCACCGCUGCUUUUGAACACAUCCCUGCCCACCGUCGUCUGCGUUUGUUCCAUGCUCUGGUUACUAAACUCGGAAUGCUGGACUUCUUGUUCGCUGUUCUGGCCAUGCUGGCCAAUCGCUAUGCUAUGGACAAGGAUGUUCUUGUAUUGAUGACUGGCCUUGCUUCUGAUGCCAGCGCGCCUAUUGAACUCGAGACUUACAGCAAGUUCUUGGACCUGGUCAUCGACUCCCUCAAGCCCAAGCCUGGCAUCUCUCAAGUCCUGCUUGGAAUUGGAAGUGAUGACGGCCGUGAACCCCAGAAAGUCGCUGUUGACUUGCUCCGGUCAUUGGCUCACCUAUUCAAGCACUCAUCGCUGAAGGUGAAAAUGGCAAAGGCUUUUGCAACCGACUCGGAAGAUCAGACAGUUCAAAUCCGUACCCACUUCUCUCAUAUCUUGGAGAAGGUUCUGUUUAUUGGCGAAUCUAUGCAGACCAACAAACCCAUUAGUCAAGCGAACGGCGAUGUCCUCAGUGCUCUGUUCGGCACCUUGUCUCUUGUUGACUUCCUUGAUACUAUCGAGGUUCUUCUUGGACGUCCUGACGAUGAACUUCGCCGGAAAGUUCUCCGACUCUUGGAGGGUCGUUUGCGCCAGAAUCCCGAGACUGAUGGUGUGUCUCAGAACCGCAUGCUGGAUUUCCUGCCUACAUUGGUCAGCAUUGUGGAAUCAUCGCCAGAUAUCUUGCUCAAGCAUGCUGCAGUUGCCUGCAUCGACCGUAUCGCUGAGAAGUAUGGUCGGAAAGAUCCCUUCAAGGUUGCCAGCGCUGCUCAGGUGGUUGCAGGCUCAUCUUGCAUUGGUCAAGAUGAUGAACGCAUUCGCAUCAUGGGCGUAUUGUGCCUUGCCUCUAUGGCUGAGGUGCUUGGCGAUGCUCUGAUUCCAGCGCUUCCAGAUGCUCUUGGCCGCUCCCUUGAGUUGCUGGAAAUGAGCUUGGAACCUGGCAAGGUCAAUUCGAGAUUGCAUGAUGCUGUCUUGUCUUUCUUCUCUGCCCUCUUCGUGCAUAUCCCUUACAUGGUGUCUGCAUCCAACCUUGAUCAGCUCUUGCUACUCUGCCACAAGUCCGCUAUCACUGAGGACAUUGAAGAUGACAGUCGCGAGGAGACUCUCCGACUCAUGGCUCGCAAGGUCGAUGUGGCUGCGACAUUGGCCGCCGUCGACCGCAACUGGCAACACGCUGUGGAAACUGGCUCCGACGCAAUCUUGGAGACUCUAGGCGUAGUCAGCCUUGCCAUUGAGAAACAUCCCAAGUCCGCCACCGUCAACAACCUGGCGGUCAUCACUAGUAUCCUGUUCAAGGCGUUUGACCUCCGCCGCCAGCAAAUGUCCUCCGAUUUCAACGUCGCUUUCGACUCGUCCAGCCUGGAUGAGAUCGAGGAUGUCAUCAACGAGGUCGCCAUCAAGAUGGUUUACAAGCUGAAUGACACCACGUUCCGCCCUAUCUUCACCAAGCUCCUGGACUGGGCCACCUCUACUACUGCGAAGAAAGAUACGCAAGGCAGCCUGGCUCGCCUUACGACCUUCUACAAGUUCCUUCAAGUCUUCUUUGGAACCCUUCAGUCUAUCGUCACCGGGUACGCCAGCUACAUCAUCGAGAGCGUUGUCAAGGUCCUUGCCAAGGCCAGCCCCUCAAAUCAAAACACCAAGAGUCUAUGGUUGGCCACGAUGCGCAUGCUCCGCAAUGCCUUCGAGCAUGACCAAGAUGAAUUUUGGCAAUCCCCCUCUCACCUCACCGCGAUUGCUCAGCCUUUGAUCUCUCAGCUGGCCCAUGCCACAAACCCCUCCACAGCCGCCAUAGUCAUUGCUGAGGCCGUUCCAGCCAUCACUGAACUGGCCGUCGCCGCGGACUCAACCGACAACCACAAGGAACUCAACACGGCGUUGAUGCGUCUUCUGCGGCCCUCAGCCGGCCCCUCCGGCAAGGCCGUUGCCGGUGGUGAGAAUCCUCACACGCGCCUUGCCGCCCUCAAGGCGGAGCAAUCUCUCACCGAGCAACUCGGCGAGGAAUGGCUUGCUUUGCUUCCAGAGAUGUUGCCUUACAUUAGCGAGUUGAUGGAAGACGAGGACGAGAACGUUGAGCGCGAGGUCAGGAAGUGGGUCAAGCAGAUCGAGGGGGUAUUGGGUGAGCGAUUGGAUGAUAUGCUUACCUAAGCCGGUGGAAAGAUUUAACAGAAGGGGAAGGGAAGUGAAGAAAGAAGUCUUGGUUGAGUUUCUUAUAUGAUGCCGGACGGCGCACAUUUGGAGUGGGGGUCUUUCGUGUGUAAAUAUUGCGUUUUGAAAAGUUUCCAGCAUCAGUGUUUGAGUUUUUCUGUGAUGUCGAAUGUUGUUGGUGUUCUUCAAC